AUGUCCAUCCGCAUAGCCCUCGACAACCAACCCGAGUUCUACACCAAUCUCGACCAUGUCGCCGGCCGCAUUGUCGUUGCCCUCCACCGCGCCGAGCAGGUCGGCAGCAUUGUCGUCAAGCUCGAGGGCGAGUCCGUCACCGCCCUCAAGGUCCCCGACCCCUACAACGAUGGCACCGGCCGUCCACCCGGCCCCAUGCCCGGCCCGCCUGGCAGCAUCGUCAGCGAAAACCACAAGAUCCUCUACAAGGUGCAGCAGGUCUUCCCCGACGAGUACCACUCCAGCUCCAGCAACCCCUACGGCGCGUUCCCCCUCCAGCCCGGCGAGCACGAGUUCCCCUUCAAGUUCAAGCUGCCCAUCAACAACGCCUGCAGCGACCCCAUGGCCAUGUCCCGCAUCGGCGGGCUUGCCGGUGUAGGCGGCUUCGGUUCCGGCGGCGGUCUGUUUGGCAUGGGUGGCGUGCGCGUCAUGGACGGGAGCAAGCAAUUAUAUCUGCAGCACGUCACCCGCACCCUGCCGCCGUCCCUCACCGGCUAUCCCAACGAGGCCGAGAUCCGCUACUACAUCAAGGUCACUGUCCAGCGCCCUGGCUUCCUCAAGGAGAACUGGCGCUUCCAGAUAGGAUUCAAGUUCCUACCCAUUGAGCCGCCGCGCCCGGCUGUCAACGGCCAGGAAGCCUUUGCCCGGCGGCCGUUUGCGUUUCGAGCCCCCGCGGGGACGCAGCCGGAAAAGAAGCGGAGCACCUUCUUCAACAGGAAGUCGGACAAGGCCGGCGAGGCGUCGGAUACCGGCAGCAACGGCGCGCAGGGAGACGAUGCAGGUCAAGCGCCCGCGCCCUCCAUUGAAAUGUCGGCACGGCUGCCACAUCCGCCCGUCCUCACGUGCAACCAAUCGGUACCCCUGCGCCUCAUCGCCAAGAAGCUCGUCAACAGUCCCGAGCAGGUGUACCUCGUCUCCUUUCAGAUGGACCUCAUCGGCAUCACCGAGGUCCGCUCACACAACAUCUACGACAGGAAGGUCAACCGCUGGGUCGUCGUCUCUGGUACAGACCUCAGCAUCCCGCUCACGUCCUCGCCACAGGACCCCGUCGGCCAUGAAGUCGUCAUCCCGAACGAGCUAUGGAAGAACAGACCCCUUCCAAACACCGUCGCACCCUCCUUUGUGGCAUGUAACUUGCAUCGGCGAUAUGAGCUGGAACUCAAGAUAGGAAUUGCCUGGGGAAAGCCCAAGUCGGGCAUGAUGCUAAACUCUCAGCCGCAAACCAUCUUCCUCCCCCUACACUUCGCCCAGUUGGAGGUCUACUCUGGCAUCACGCCGCCCCCGGAGCUGCUGCAGGCCGCCAAGAACACGAAGCCUGGGCGCGUGCAGCUUCCCCCACGCCUCCCACCGCGGACAGGAUCUGUCUCGGGACCAAGCGCGCCCGCAGCGUCCCGACCACCGCAAUCUCAACAGCCUCAAGCCCAGGCGCCACCGCCCAUGCCCCCGCACCCGCAACAAGAUCCCCUGUACCCGCCGCAACUCGCCCCCGGUCAGGUGGUGCCGCCAUAUGACGACGCGCCGCCGAGCUACGACGAGGCGAUCGCAGAGAAUCUUGCAGGGCCGUUUGACGGGCUGCAAUCUCGGCCAGCGUACAGCGGCGUUACGAACGAGAACGCCCCAAGCCAGGUCCCCCAAAAGAACUAA
This is a messenger RNA of Purpureocillium takamizusanense, 1683 nucleotides long. RefSeq lists its product as uncharacterized. Gene Ontology annotation, biological process: ubiquitin-dependent endocytosis. The coding region runs from base 1 to 1683 and encodes 560 amino acids. Gene Ontology annotation, molecular function: ubiquitin protein ligase binding; protein-macromolecule adaptor activity. The transcript has a single exon. The record is from RefSeq and is a predicted model, not a curated record. Gene Ontology annotation, cellular component: plasma membrane; cytoplasm; cytosol. NCBI's taxonomy places the organism in Eukaryota, Fungi, Ascomycota, Sordariomycetes, Hypocreales, Ophiocordycipitaceae.